This is a messenger RNA of Fusarium poae, 516 nucleotides long. RefSeq lists its product as uncharacterized. Bases 1 to 516 code for a protein of 171 amino acids. The transcript has a single exon. The record is from RefSeq and is a predicted model, not a curated record. Lineage: Eukaryota; Fungi; Ascomycota; Sordariomycetes; Hypocreales; Nectriaceae.
AUGAGUUCACCCCCUAGCGUCCCUUCGCCACGCCGCAUUCUGCAGCCUCAUACAAUGACUGUUGAGCAGUUACCCCAUUUCCUACAAGAGAUGAAUCAAAUGCUUGCACUAGAAAACGAAAAGCUGCACCAACAAUGCGCUUCCCUCAACACAUCAGUCGACCAAAUGGAGGCUGUACUGGAUUUGCAACAGCGCCUUAUCCGUUUGGGAGAGGAACAUAUAACCUUGCUCGAGGAAAUACUCCAGAGGCCGUCAACUGAGGCAACGAAGGCGACCCCACCAACGAAUUUGCUGCCUCAUGUCGUUGAGCAUCAGUUCCAGCAACAGAUCUGCAGCUCACCUCUAGACACGCCGCCCAGCUUGAGACUUGACUCCAAUCAAUUCGAAGACAGUAGGUCGUUUGCGGCUGUCGUGCCCGGGGAUCACUACAGACUAGACCUUGCUCAGGACCAUUCGGAGAUGUUGCAACGGUGCACUGAGUCGGAGGCUUUGGCAUACUUAGCAUCUUACUGUUAG